AUGCGUCGCCAAAGAAUUCAUGCGGCCCGCCAAAGAGUUCAUGCGACCUGCCAAAAGAAUUCAUGCGACUCGCCAAAAGAAAGUUCAUGCGGCCCGCCAAAAGAAUUCAUGACCUCGCCAAAAAGAAUUCAUGCGACCCGCCAAAAGAAUUCAUGCGACUCGCCAAAAGAGUUCAUGCCCGCCAAUCGCCAAAAGAAUUCAUGCGGACUCGCCAAAAAAGAAUUCAUGCGACUCGCCAAAGAAUUCAUGCGGCCUCAUAAAAAGAGUUCAUGCGACUCGCCAAAAGAGUUCAUGCGGCUCGCCAAAAGAAUUCAUGCGACUCGCCAAAAGAAUUCAUGCGACUCGCCAAAAGAAUUCAUGCGGCCGCCAAAAGAAUUCAUGCGACUCGCCAAAAGAAUUCAUGCGUGCCCGCCAAAGAAUUCAUGCGAUCGCCAAAAAGUUCAUGCGGCCCUCGCCAAAAGAAUUCAUGCGACCCGCCACUCGCCAAAGAAUUCAUGCGGGCCCGCCAAAAGAAUUCAUGCGACUCGCCAAAAGAAUUCAUGCGACUCGCCAAAAAAAAUUCAUGCGGCCCGCCAAAGAAUUCAUGCGACUCGCCAAAAGAAUUGCGGACCGCCAAAAGAGUUCAUGCGACCCGCCAAAAGAAUUCAUGCGACUCGCCAAAAAAGUUCAUGCCCGCCAAAGAAUUCAUGCGACUCGCCAAAGAAUUCAUGCGGCCUCGCCAAAAGAAUUCGGCCCGCCAAAAGAAUUCAUGCGCCAAAAGAAUUCAUGCGGCCCGCCAAAGAAUUCAUGCGACUCGCCAAAAGAAUUCAUUCAAAAAAAUUCAUGCGGCCCGCCAAAAGAAUUCAUACAAAUCGCCAAAAAAAGUUCAUGCGGCCCGACUCGCGAAAAAUUUGUGCGACCCCGCCAAUAGAAUUCAUGCGACUCGCGAAAAGAAUACCGCGCGACCCGCCAAAAAAUUCAUGCGGCUCGCCAAAAUUCAUGCGACUCGCCAAAAGAAUUCAUACGACCUGCCAAAAUGCAAUAAAAUUCAUGCGACUCGCAAAUUCAUACGCCCAAAAAGUUGGUGCGUCUCGCCAAAAAGAAUUCAUCGCCAUAAACCGUCAUCGCUCGCCAAAAGAGUUCAUGCGACUCGCCAAAAAUUCAUGCGACUCACCAAAAAAGAGUUCGCCAAAGAAUUCGCGGCUCGCCAAAAGAAUUCAUACGACUCGCGAAAAGAAUUCAUACGACUCGUCAAAGAAUUCAUGCGACCGCCAAAAGAGUUCAUGCGGCCCGCCAAAAGAAUUCAUGCGACUCGCCAAAAAGAGUUCAUGCGGACUCGCCAAAAAGAAUUCAUGCGACUCGCUAAAAGAAUUCAUGCGAUCGACAAAAGUUCAUGCGGCCCGCCAAAAGAAUUCAUACGUAUAA
Molecule: messenger RNA, 1404 nt
Organism: Acanthosepion pharaonis
Lineage: Eukaryota; Metazoa; Mollusca; Cephalopoda; Sepiida; Sepiidae
Source: the annotation of a GenBank genome assembly